AUGACAACAAUGAGGAAAUCUAUUCGUAGUGGGACCUCACACUAUCCUCCCGAGCUCGUCUUCUGGCCGAAAUGGGAAGUACAUCUCAGCACUGGGGAAAUCAUCCCGGAGCAAAGAGUCGCCCCCAGUUGGCAGAUUCCUCUUGAGCAGAACGACUUUGAGAUGAGCGACAGCUUAUUGAGUAGUUCGAUCUGCAAACCGUGGUCAACAAGACAUUUUAUAAGUAAUUACGACCUGAUGUUCAUCCACAAUUACGUUUUUGAGCACUGCGAGAAUCCGGACGCCACGAUUUAUUACAUUCAUGAGGACUACCUUCCUUCAACCAUAAACCUUGUUGAGCACGUCGCGAUUCACGCCAGCGCAUUGUCCAUCAAGAAAGACGAUCUUGACUGGGUAUGGGGAACCCAGCUCCGAUUCAUCCUACGGAAUUUCCCGAAUGUUCGUUCGAUCACCCUGGUUGCAACUACUGUCCUCAAUACUGCAAGGCCUCCCACGUGUCCGUUGCCUUAUGAGACAAUCGAUAUUGAGGCCAUCGAUGUAAGCGAUCGCAGGAGACUAGGUCUUGACGAAGGCCCUGGAGCUGUCAAGCUUUGUCCCGAGACCCAACAGCCCGGCAACUUCGUUAUACAGACUUGGGAGGAUUUAAGUCGCAGGUGGCCAUCGUGGUCAAACAGGAAGCAGGCUAACACAAGAUCGCCGGUGCUGACGGUCAUGGGUAUGAUGUGUUUUGCCGAGGACUGGCACAACUUAGAUCUGCAAGGCGAGCAUGGGAUGUCAUGCAAAGUUGUUGUGGAGAGACUGCCAGCAGCUCUCAGGACAGUCGCGAAGCAGCCUAUAUCCGGCCAUAGAGUGGAUAAAAAGCCAUCUGUUCCAAGGAUACCAUCGAUAUACGCGCUUCAGACACACGACGCAACGGAAUUAGGCAUGAAGGGCAAGACAGCAUUGAAAAGAGCGGUGUCGUCCCACACACAUGCCGCCGAGAUCUCCGACACUUCGGGAAGAUGA
Cryphonectria parasitica EP155 is the source of this 1005-nucleotide messenger RNA. RefSeq lists its product as uncharacterized. The transcript has 2 exons. Lineage: Eukaryota; Fungi; Ascomycota; Sordariomycetes; Diaporthales; Cryphonectriaceae. The record is from RefSeq and is a predicted model, not a curated record. The coding region runs from base 1 to 1005 and encodes 334 amino acids.